AUGGGCACCCACGGGACCUAUACCCUGAUAGACACCACGCCCGCUAAGACCAUCCUGGUGUACCGCAAUGGGGACCAGUAUUAUGUGGGCAAGAAGUUUGUCUUCAACCGGCGGCGGGUGGCGUCUUUCGAGGCCUUCCUGAACCAGCUGAACGACGAGAUCGAGGUGCCCUUCGGGGUGCGGCGGCUCUACACGCCCACGCAUGGCCACCAGGUCCAGGAGCUGGACAGUGUGCAGCAGGGGGGCAAGUACGUGGCCGCCGGCAGAGAGAGGUUCAAGAAGCUGAAUUAUAUUCACAUAGUUCCCAGAAAACCUUCAAAGAUAAGAAAACUCAAGGAAAUCAAACCCGUGGUACAUUGUGAAAUGAACGUGCCUUCCAGGUGGCAAACAUUUAAUCGUACAUCCCGACAUAUAAAUGUUUUCACAAAUGGAAAAUUAUUUAUUCCACCUGUAAAAAUUAUUAUACCCAAAUUCAGUCUGUCAGAUUGGAAUACUGUGCUGGCCUUGAUUGGAGAAAAAGUCUUCCCUCUAGGAGGUGUCCGAAAAUUAUUUACAAUGAAUGGACGUCUUUUGGACAACUCAAAGGAUUUGCAAGACCAUCAUUUUUAUGUUGCAGCAGGACUGGAGCCUUUUAAAUAUUUUCCUUAUUGGAAGUCCUCGAAGGUCCCCAGUGAGAUCCAACAAAGGUACACGGACACUGAAAAACACCCACGAAGAAAGAAGAAAGUAAAUUCCAAAGGAAAAGAACCUCAUAAACCUGAAGACAUACCAACUAAAGCCCAAGAUUCUGUUUAUCAUGCCAAAGAAAGAAAGAAAAAAACUUUGGUAGAGCCUUUAAUCACAAGCGGUGCAGAAGGUGAUGUGUAUAAAGCUCGGACUCCUAAUGCAGAAACCCAAGGGGCACCAGAAGUAAAAGAGGACCAAGAUGUGAAAGAGGAAGUGCCUGUGGAUCAGUUACCAGCUGAGAUAGUUAAAGAAGAUGAAGAGAUACAUGAUAGUACCGAUGAUUUUGAAGGCAACAAGGUAAUGUUAAAGCAGGGGGAUGAUGUGAUCGAAUUCAUGUUUUUAAAAAAUCACCCAGAUAGCAGGGGGAAAGGGAAAAAGGAAAAAAAAUCACACGAACUACUAGAAACUCCAGUAAAAGUAGAAGCCCAAAGAAAACCACCACUGGAACAACAAUUACAAGAACAGUCAUCACCAAGACAACAAGAACAAAUACCUGAGAAAGAAGAAUCCCUUGGACAGUCAUCACCGAGACUAUCAUCUCAAGAACAAAUACGUGAGAAGCAGGAAUCCCUUGAACAGUCAUCACUGAGACAAUCAUCUCAAGAACAAAUACCCAAGAAACAGGAAUCCAUUGAACCACCAUCACCGAGACAAUCAUCUCAAAAACAAAUACCUGAGAGACAGGAAUCUCUUGAACAGUCACUACCAGAGCAACAAGCCCAAGAAGAAGCACCUGAGAAGCCAGAAUCCCUUGAACAGUCAUCACCAAGACAAUCAUCUCAAGAACAAAUACCUGAGAAACAGAAAUCCCUUGAACAGUUAUCCCUGGGGCAGCAAGCCCAAGAACAAGUACCUGAGAGAGAAGAAUCCCCUGAACAGCCAUCACCAAGUCAAUCACGUCAAGAACAAAUACCUGAGAAACAGGAAUUCCUUGAACAGUCAUUGCCGAGACAACCAUCUGAAGAACAAAUAUCUGAGAAACGGGAAUCUCUUGAACAGUUACUACCAGAGCAACAAGCCCAAGAACAAGUACCUGAGAAGCAAGAACCCCUUGAACAGUCAUCACCAGAGCAACUAUCUCAAGAACAGAUGCCUCAGGAACAACAAACCCAAGAACAAUUAUCAUGA
Molecule: messenger RNA, 1854 nt
Organism: Trichechus manatus latirostris (Florida manatee)
Lineage: Eukaryota; Metazoa; Chordata; Mammalia; Sirenia; Trichechidae
Gene: DCDC2C
Product: doublecortin domain containing 2C
Exons: 11
Coding region: 1-1854 (617 amino acids)
Biological process (GO): intracellular signal transduction
Cellular component (GO): microtubule; microtubule organizing center
Source: RefSeq, a predicted model, not a curated record